Nerophis ophidion (straightnose pipefish) is the source of this 2249-nucleotide messenger RNA. RefSeq names its product TEPSIN adaptor related protein complex 4 accessory protein (gene tepsin). The record is from RefSeq and is a predicted model, not a curated record. Bases 100 to 1770 code for a protein of 556 amino acids. Lineage: Eukaryota; Metazoa; Chordata; Actinopteri; Syngnathiformes; Syngnathidae. Gene Ontology annotation, cellular component: trans-Golgi network membrane. The transcript has 13 exons.
UUGGUCACUCCGCGGGUUGUGAUUGGCUAUCUGUCACAUCAAGCCCCGCCGUCCGACUCCACUGAAAGAUGAGGAACAGGCAGCUCGGAUUGCUAGAUCAUGGCUACAUUUAUGGAGCGGUUUGCUUUCCUCCAAAAACUCCCGACUCUGAUGAAGGCUACAGCAGAUGAUGAGAGCCCCUGCCCUGGGUACCUUUUCCAAGAGAUUGGAAAAAUCUCCCAUGAGUCUUCAGCUAGUGAUCAGUGCUUGCUGGAGUACCUUCUGGAGAGGCUGCAAGUCGAGUCCUGCCAUGUCAAACUCAAAGUGCUCAAGAUCUUCGUACAUCUGUGCGGCCAUGGCUCAAAACAUUUCCUCACUGAACUCAGGAGGAACUCCACCUUCAUUCAGCAAGCAUCAGUUUACAGUGGCCCUCCCGAUCCUAUCCAUGGCCUGGCUUUGUAUCAGAAAGUGAGAAAGACAGCACAGGAAGUUGCACGGCUGCUUUUCACAGAUACAAUUUCCAUCAAAAGUGGAGUCUUCCCGCUCAACAUAUCAACUCCCACAAUGGGUAUGGGAUCGGCGGCCACACACAGGUCAGCAAUGCAGGGCUUUGGUUACAAUCCAGCAGGUGCUGACUCCCUUCUGAAUAAGAUCCAAAAGGCUGCAGAGGUGGUGGCCAGUGCUGUCCUACCACCUAUAGAACACCAGGGCAUCCGGCUUCAUGACAACCACUACCGGGCUGUUGUGGCACCCUCAGCGCCAAUAGAAGUAGCUGUGCCGGCAUGUGCCUACAGUCUGUCUGCUUGCAAACCAAAAGGGGGGACAAAGCGAUGUCCAGGCCAGGUGGGAGGCGGAUGGGAAGAAAUUGACAGUGGCAACACGUCCUCUCACCACUCAUCCCAGGACAUUUCAACCUGUACCCGAGCCUCCGGGGGCAGUAAAUCAGCGUGCACCGAUAGCCAAUCAGGAGCCAGUAGAGAAAGCAGUGGGGACUUAUCAGAACGGGUGGAAGCCUUGCAGCUGGGGGACUGUGGCCAGGAGAUGGCGCUCAUUAGGAAGCUGACUGAAGGAUCCAGAGUGUUUCUAUCCACUGAGGAGAGCCAGCACUUUGUCAAAAAGUGCUCCACUCUUAACUGUGAGGUUGUGGUGGAGUUGCUCUCAAGCCAGCUGCAAGAUUCCACAAACACGGUUAAGAUGAGAGUGCUGUGUGCGGUCUCCUGCCUCAUGACCACUGACCUGCUGUCCUUGGAGCAAAUUUUUGGGGCUACCCAACGCCGGCUCUGUCAGCUCAGUGAAGGCCCUGCUGGACCUGCAGCCAACAAGGCUACUAAGAUCCUGCGGCAGUUCAACGCUUUGAUGGGUGGAGCUCACAAUGCUGCCAAACUGGAUCCAACCAGCAGCAGCCAUACAUCACACAAUCAUGUCCCACACCCACCAUCGUCGUUCAAUGUAGACAGUGUCUCCUCACAGGAGUUCCUAAACAAUAAGAAACUUCUUACCGAGCAACAACUGGCUCCUGAUCCUGUUAGAACUGCUAAGAUGGAGGCAGCUGAGGAAGAGAGCGCACCAGGCAUGGAGUCUUUAGACGUGCAACAAUGUGCCAGCAGACUGUCCCUCUUCACCGGUAUGAACUUGGUCCCCAGGGGGAGGCCUCUGUAUGAGACUACAAUCUCCCACAUCGACAUAGACACUGUAGAGGACAAUCAACCUGUGCACGAGUGCAACAGUCCAGAUCCUGUUAUGUCAGACGGCAGCCAACAGGCAUCUGCCUUCUUGUUUCUGAACUCUUGACAUCUAACAAGACGUUUUUACAAAAAAGUCAGGUCUCAUCGUGGUUAAAUAGCAUAUUUGUUGUUUUUAUGGAAAUUGAAACAAAUGAGGUCAACACUUGAGACAUGAAGUGCAUGCUUUGUCUCUGUAUGUAUUGAGUGGAUCAGGCCUGAAGACAGAGCUUAUCCACAGUGGGUUUUUAUCUCAGGAUUCAUUUUAAGCAACAACAAAAACCACCUCCGCAGCACAUCCUGAACCUCCCAACUUGCACUUUGCACUAAAAUUAGCCUUGCUAACCUAGAAUUGUCUUCCGUUAUAUUAGAUGGCUGCAUAACAAUUGGUUGUGAGUGUACUUAUUGUGGGAAGCUUGUGUUGAUCAUCAUAAAAGCGGUGCUAGAGAGCAUGGUUACAAAAGUGAUUUGUCAAAAAGUAAAAUUUGAAUGAAUAUGUAUUUAAAUAAUGGGCUUCAUCAUAUAAACAAAUAAAAAUAUUAACAAUUA